AUGGAAUCUACAAAUCGUAUAUCUGCAAUGCACUUCUUGAUUGUGGUCCAGCGCUGGAUAGGACUACUAAAGUGGCCAAACGAGAGAGAGUCCGGAAGUAUUAUGUACUGGCUAAAGCGGAUUUAUCCAUUUUUUCUGCACUUACCACUCACCCUUACCUACAUUGCUUUGAUGUGGCUCGAAGCCAUUACAUCGUCGGACUUCGAGGAGGCUGGCCAGGUUCUGUACAUGUCGCUGACCGAAUUGGCUCUGGUUACGAAGCUCAUUAAUAUUUGGUAUCGCCGGGAGCAGGCCGACAAGUUCAUUAGGGAUCUGGAGCAUGAUCCGGCUUAUGAAUUACGGAAUUCCCACGAAAUCAGAUUCUGGCAAGAGCGUCAGAAAGGCUUUAAGCGCAUAUUUUACUGGUACAUUGGCGGUAGCCUCUUUGUGGCGCUAAUGGGGUAUGUCAGUGUUUUUUUCCAGGAAGAGUACGAGCUUCCUUUCGCAUACUUUGUGCCCUUUGAGUGGCGCACUAGAGAGCGUUACUUUUACGCCUGGAGCUAUAAUGUGGUGGCCAUGACGCUCUGCUGCUUGUCCAACAUACUGCUUGACACACUCGGCUGCUAUUUUAUGUUCCAGAUCGCCCUGACCUUCCAGUUGAUGAGCCGGCGAUUUCAAUCCCUGAAAGAUGUGCCUGAAGAGAAGGCCAAGCCGGAGUUACGAAGGCUUUUCCAGCUCCACGCAAAGGUUCGGACGUUGACCAGGGAAUGCGAAUUGCUCGUGUCACCCUAUGUCCUGUCCCAGGUGGUUUUUAGCGCCUUCAUAAUUUGCUUCAGUGCCUAUCGACUGGUGCAUAUGGGCUUCAGUCAGCGUCCUGGGCUCUUUGUCACAACUGUGCAGUUCGUGGCCGUGAUGAUUGUCCAAAUCUACCUUCCCUGCUACUACGGCAAUGAAAUAACUAUCCAUGCCAAUGCUCUUACAGAUAGCGUUUUUGGCACCAACUGGCUGGAAUAUUCGGUGGGCACUCGAAAACUACUUAACUGCUAUAUGGAAUUUUUAAAGAAGCCGGUAAAAGUUCGGGCAGGAGUCUUCUUUGAAAUAGGAUUGCCAAUAUUUGUAAAAACCAUCAACAAUGCCUACAGUUUCUUCGCCCUGCUUCUGAAGGUCUCCAAGUGA
Messenger RNA from Drosophila bipectinata, 1155 nucleotides. It is a transcript of the gene Or94b, whose product is annotated as Odorant receptor 94b. Gene Ontology annotation, molecular function: odorant binding; olfactory receptor activity. NCBI's taxonomy places the organism in Eukaryota, Metazoa, Arthropoda, Insecta, Diptera, Drosophilidae. The record is from RefSeq and is a predicted model, not a curated record. Gene Ontology annotation, biological process: sensory perception of smell; detection of chemical stimulus involved in sensory perception of smell. Gene Ontology annotation, cellular component: plasma membrane.